This is a messenger RNA of Parus major (Great Tit), 2448 nucleotides long. RefSeq names its product ring finger protein 223 (gene RNF223). The coding region runs from base 1562 to 2431 and encodes 289 amino acids. The record is from RefSeq and is a predicted model, not a curated record. Lineage: Eukaryota; Metazoa; Chordata; Aves; Passeriformes; Paridae. Gene Ontology annotation, biological process: protein ubiquitination. The transcript has 2 exons. Gene Ontology annotation, molecular function: ubiquitin protein ligase activity.
UUCCUCAUCCUCAAACCACGGAGAUUUUUAAUUUCCUCUUUUUUUUCCUUGUGGAAUGUGGGAAUAUUUGGAGUUUCUGGGCGCUGCAAUGAGGACGGGAAUGCGGGAGGAGCUGCGGGCUGGAAUUCCGGCUCCGCUGCCUCCUCCCAGCCGGGAGGAUCCUGACUCAUCCCCAAAAAUGUUCCCGGGAAGCUGAGCUGGCACCAGGAAUUUCCUGCUGCUGCCGGCUACAGCCGCUGGAAUUUGCCUCUGGAUGCAGGGGGAGCUGCAGGCAGUGCCAAAAUAUCCCAAAUUUUGGGUGAUUCCAAGAGGGAUGAAGGGACAGCAGCUGGAAUUUGGGUCUGGAUCCAGGUGGAGCUAAAAUAACCCAAAUUUUGGGUGAUUCCGAGAGGGAUAAAGGAACAGGAGCUGGAAUUUGGCUCUGGAUCCAGGUGGAGCUAAAAUAACCCAAAGUUUGGAGAAUUCCGAGGGGGAUGAAGGGACAGGAGGGAUUUGGAACCCGAAUUUCUGGGACUGAGGCUCCAGAACUCCCAGACAGAAGCUGGAAUUUGGAUUUGAAUCCAGGCGGAAAUAAAAUAACCCUAAUUUUGGGUGAUUCUGAGGGAGAUGAAGGAACAGGAGCUGGAAUUUGCCUCUGGAUGCAGGUGGAGUUGUGAGUUUUGCCUAAAAUAACCCAAAUUUUGGGUGAUUCCGAGCGGGAUGAAGGGACAGGAGCUGGAAUUUGGCUCUGGAUCCAGGUUUUGCUAAAAUAACCCAGAUUUUGGGAGAUUCCAAGGAGAUGAAGGAACAGGAGCUGAAUUUUGGAUCUGGAUGCAGGUGGAGUUGUGAGUGUUGCCUAAAAUAACCCAAAUUUUGGAGGAUUAUGAAGGGGAUGAAGGCACAGGAGGGAUUUGGAACCCAAUUUUCUGGGAUUGGAAUUCGUGAACUCCCAGACAGGAGCUGGAAUUUGGCUCUGGAUGCAGGGGGAGCUGCAGGUGUUGCUAAAAUAAUUCAAAUUUUGGGUGAUUCCGAGCGGGAUGAAAGGACAGGAGCUCCAAAAUUGGCUCUGGAUGCAGGUUUUGCCUAAAAUAAUCAAAGUUUGGAAGAUUCUGAGGGGGAUGAAGGGACAGGAGCUGGAAUUUGCCUCUGGAUGCAGGUGGAGCUGCAGGUGGUGCUAAAAUAACCCAAAUUUGGGUGAUUCUGAGGGGAAUGAAGGCACAGGAAUGGUUUGGACCCCAAUUUUCUGCUCCUGGGGCUCUGCUCCAGAGCCGGGCUCAGGCGGUUCCCCCUUUCCCACGGGAAAACCUCCGGAACCUCGGAGAAUUCCCGCGGCUCUCCCUGUGUCUUGGUGACAGCGCCAGGCCUGGAAUUCCACCAUUUCUGCCGGGAAAAACAACCCUCAUUUCCUCCCUUCCCAGGUUUUUUCUGGAAUUCCAGCAUCCCCGGGCAGCUCCCUCCCAAAAAUCCCAAACAAUCCCCAUUUUUCCCCUCGUUAUCUCCCCGCUGAAAAGUGUUGUCUGUCUCUUAGGCCUGGCUCAUGCUCCAUAAUCCCUGAGGCAUUCCCAGAAUCAGAGAUUCCCUCAUGGAAUCCUCUGCUCUCCUCCCAGCCCGGCUGCCGGGGGGCACCACCCGGGAGUCUCCCAGGGCUCUGUUCCUGGCCGGGGGCUCCGUCAUGUCGUGUUUCCCCCAGCUGUGGCACUCGAGCACUCCGGACUCUCCGAGCAGCCCCGAGCCGGCGGCGCCGCCGGUGCCCCUGAGCCCGCUGGUGCUGAACUCGCCGGGGGAGGGCGGCCGGAGAGGCUCCCCGGGCUCGGCCAGCCCCGGCUCGCCCAAGCCGGCCUCCCCGGUGGAGUGCUCCAUCUGCUUCACCAGCUACGACAACGCCUUCAAGACGCCCAAGGUGCUGCAGUGCUCGCACGUGUUCUGCCUGGAGUGCGUGGCGAGGCUGAGCGCGGCGCUGCCCGGCCCGGCCGGGCCCGGGGAGCCGCUGCCGUGCCCGCUGUGCCGCCAGCCCACGGCUCUGCCGGGCCGGGGAGCGCCGGGGCUGCGCACCUGCCGCCCGCUGCUGGCCACGCUGCCCCCCGAGCAGCAGCAGGAGCGCCUGCUCUGGAUGGACGGCACCAAGCUCUGCUGCCGCCGGGCCUCGGACGACGCCGAGAACCCCGAGUCGUGCCUGUCCAUCGACGUGGCCAUGAGCAAGGCGGACAGCGCGGAGCCGCCGCCGCCGGGGCUGGCGGGGAGGCUGUCCCGCUGCGAGCUGUGCGACGAUUGGAAGCGAAUCGUGCUGCUCUCGGCUCUGGUGCUCAUCCUGUUCUGCAUCGUGCUGUGGCCCGUGCAGUGCGCGCUCAAAACCGGCAACCUGCGCUGCUUCAGCCGCCCCGCCAGACCCCAAUUCUUCACCCCCAAAACCACCCCGGCACCGACGGCGGCCACACAGCUCCCGUUCCUCUAGGAACCCCUGGAGCUGCU